Molecule: messenger RNA, 7617 nt
Organism: Carcharodon carcharias (great white shark)
Lineage: Eukaryota; Metazoa; Chordata; Chondrichthyes; Lamniformes; Lamnidae
Gene: slc38a10
Product: solute carrier family 38 member 10
Exons: 16
Coding region: 1099-4533 (1144 amino acids)
Biological process (GO): amino acid transmembrane transport
Molecular function (GO): amino acid transmembrane transporter activity
Source: RefSeq, a predicted model, not a curated record
AAGAGCGAAGCGAGGGAGAGAAAGUGGUGGAACUGGGAAGGGAGGGGUUGGAAAUUGAAUGGGCUGCAAGUUGAAGGAAGGAGGGAGAGAGAGGGAAGGAAGGGCGGAAGGGUGACCGGUGCAGGUCGGACUGAGUUUCGGUCCUUUAUCCUCCGGCAGCAAGAAGUUGGCGACAAACGAGAAGAAGCGGCGCCUGCUGCUGCUGCUGUUGUUGUUGUUGUUAUUGUUGGGGGCUGGCGGCGGCUGUUGUUUUGAGGCGGAGGGAAAGCGCCUGGGCCGAAAAUGGUCGAGGGGGAGUGAGAGGUGGCCCCGGAGCGGUCGGCGUUGAGGAGCUUCGGUGACAGCACAAGGAGCGCGAGGGCUGGUGGUAAACAAGAGAGCCCCUCAGUGAAAGCAGAGUUUGCCGCCGAGGAUCCGCCACGUCACGGAAAAGUCCUGGUGUCCCUCAGCCUCCCCACUUUCACACUCCCUUUCCUCACCUUGCAUUUAUCUGGUAUCUUCCCUCCACCUCCUGCAGCCUUCACGCUUUUAGCUGCAAACAACUUGUGAUUUCAUUUCCCUUGUUUUGUUUGCGGUCGCUGCACAUUCUGCCAAACUUCAAAGUCCCAUUUCUUUCCUUCGAUUUCUUUAAACUGUCAUUCCCUUUCCGUUAUCUACCUUUCCCACCUUAUUUCAGCCUACUUGACCCCCCCAGUCAACCCCCUUAAUUAAUUUAUGUACAGUAACCCUACUCCUUGCGCUGCAGGGUCACAUUACAUGACCGAUUCCGUCCUAUGUGAGGUUUCUUUCUGUGUAGGGUGCCCUUAUUCUCCUUGCACACCCAGGAUUUUUUUUCUCUCUAGGCAGUCACUGCAGAUUUUCUUUUAAGUUACAAUAAAUUUCAAGUUAGCACGGUCAGUUUUCUGUUCAGGUGGGAUUUAGAAAACAAUGUUUGAUAUUUAGUUUUCCAAUACGGACAAGACUCAAUAGGCAGCUGCUUCCAGUUUGACAUUGUGCUGGUAAUUAACUGUUCAUUCUGCCAACGUCGAAAAAAAGUAAUCCACGGUGAAGUCAGUUUUUUUUUAAGCUCCUAUCUGAGAUUACAAAAACUAAUCAAACAUGACUGCUUCAAACUGGGGCUUCAUCAUGAACGUAGUGAACAGUAUCGUGGGAGUGAGUGUGCUCACCAUGCCGUUCUGCUUCAAACAGUGUGGAAUUGCAUUGGGUGUUGUCCUACUCCUCUUCUGUUCCUGGAUGACUCACCAAUCCUGUAUGUUUCUGGUGAAGGCAGCGAACACCAGUAAGCGCAGGACAUACCCAGGCCUUGCUUUUCAUGCCUACGGAAAAGCAGGCAAAAUGCUGGUUGAGACCAGCUUGAUUGGUUUGAUGUUGGGGACCUGUAUUGCUUUUUACGUUGUUAUUGCUGAUUUAGGAUCUAAUUUCUUUGCUCACUUGCUUGGACUUCAGGCAACGCAGGGAUUUCGUGUGUUCUUGCUGUUUGCAGUCUCACUAUUUAUUGUACUGCCACUGAGUUUGCAAAGGAACAUGAUGGCCUCGAUUCAGUCCUUCAGUGCCAUGGCUCUAAUAUUCUAUACUCUCUUCAUGUUCGUGAUCGUGCUAUCUUCAUUCAAACAUGGCCUCUUUAAUGGUCAGUGGCUUAGCCGAGUCAGUUACGUUCGCUGGGAAGGCUUUUUUCAGUGUAUUCCUAUCUAUGGAAUGUCUUUUGCCUGCCAGUCCCAAGUGCUGCCCACAUAUGACAGUUUGGAUGAGCCUUCUGUUAAACGGAUGAGCACUAUCUUCUCAUCAGCCCUGAAUGUGGUUAAUAUGUUUUACAUAACAGUUGGUUCUUUUGGUUAUAUUGGUUACCUUGACAACAUUGCUGGGAAUGUGAUGAUGAAUUUUCCCUCCAAUUUGGUGACAGAGAUGAUUCGUGUAGGAUUUAUGAUGUCCGUUGCUGUGGGAUUCCCCAUGAUGAUUCUUCCUUGCAGACAAGCUCUGAACACCUUUCUCUUCGAGCAGUUGCAACAGAAAGAUGGUACUUUUACUGCAGGAGGGUAUAUGCCACCUUUGCGGUUUAAGCUCAUCACAGCUGGUAUAGUGUUUGGCACCAUGUUGGGCGGAAUCCUGAUUCCUAAUGUGGAAACGAUCCUUGGAUUGACAGGUGCCACCAUGGGGAGUCUCAUCUGUUUUGUUUGCCCAGCGCUUAUCUACAGGAAAAUCCAGAAGAAUGGUUUCACUUCGCAGAUUAUUCUCUGGGUUGGCCUAGUCAUUCUGGUAAUCAGCACAUUUACUACUCUGACUGCAACAAGUGAACAACCGGUGACACCUGAAAAGCCACCACAGGACAUUGACCAUGAAAAGCUACAAAAUGAAAUGGACCAGCAACAGAAAAUCUCAGUUCAGAACAGUGUACUUAAAGAAGCUGGUGAUGAUCGAGAUCGUCUGAAGUUAGAGAAGGGUGCUGUAGAGCAACCUCAGAUAAAGGUCCCAAUAGAGCCACCUGAAGAAAGUAAUGACAAAGGCGCGGAAGUACAGCUGGAUCGUCCCAACCAAGGGGUUGCUCAUCCAGUGGGAGAGGCUCAUCGACAUGAACCACCCAUCCCACAUGAUGAAGUCAUUGUCGAUGAAGGAAAGGAUGGUGACGAAUCAAAUGAAAAGGAGCUCCCGGCAAUGAAAGCUAAGCAGCCAAAUGAUGAAAGACAAGAGGGGAAAAUCAAUUUUAAUGAAAAGAUGAAAGAAUUGGAAGAGGAAAAGAUGGUUAAUCCAGGAUUAAAAGAGCAGGGAAAAGAAAUGGUCAACCACAUCAAUGACGCACCAGCGGUUGAUUCAAAACAAAGGGACCAGCCAGGCAAGAUGGCACCGGAGAUGAACAUUCAAGGUGCAAUACCUCAACCAGGUGUAGAACUGCAUCAGCAAAAGUUAAAUGAUAACCAUGGCAAAGUUCCUGGAGGAGAAGGUGCAGUGAUUCAUAACCCAGAAGGGAAUGUAGAAAACAUGAAGAACAAAGAGUUGGAAAAUGGUAACAAGAGGGAUUUGCCAGCCCUGGAAAAUGUUGGUGCAGCUGAAGUGCCACAACCACAUGUCCGUGAUGAGAGGGACAGUGAAAAUGCAAUUUCAGAAGAAAAACAAGAUGGAAAACCAGCUGAAGGAGGAGAGGAUGAUGAAAAACAUAUGGAUCAUAUAGUUCUAUUAAACGUGAUUAAAGAACAGCAAGAACAGCAGAAGCGACUUUUAGACCAACAAGAGAAACUGUUAGCCGUCAUUCAGGAACAACAUAAGGAGAUCCACCAGCAAAGGGCUGAUGAUGAGGACAAAGGACAGCAGGAUGGUGAAAACCCCGCGAAAGAACAGGCAGGUAAAGAAAAUGAAGAUCAAGUAAAAAAUGUUGACCCUCUGAAUGGGCAGAAGGCAGAGAAGCCUAAUGCUGAUUCCCAGGGUGACGCUGCUAAACUUGGUCAGGAUCUACCAGCAGCUGACCAUGAUAAGGAUGGUGUUGAACCUAAAGAUACUUUGCAACAAGCUCAGGGCAAUGUCCCAGAAAACCAGGAUCAAAAUCAUGACUCCAAACAGGAUGGUGAAAUUGGAGCUAAUGUCGAAGCUCUCAAAGUUGCCCCUCAGUCUAGAGAUAAAUUUAAAGAAGUCAUCCAAAAAAUUGGGACUUCAAACCUUUUCUCAAAGGGCAAGGAAGUUGAAAGGGUGGUGCCACAACCUGAUGCUAAAGUCCCAAAAGUUGUCCAACGUGAUGAAGGAGCAAAAGCUUCCCAAGAGCAUGGAGUUAAAAAUCCAAAUGUUCCCUUGGAGAAUGAGGUCAAAGUUGAAAGGGAAGGACCCGAAGCUGGAAAUAGAAAUCCAAAUGUCCCAAAUAAUGGGGCCAAAGUCCCAAAGAUUUCUGAAGAUCUCGGUAUUAAAGCAAAAUCAAAAGACGAAGUUCAUAAGAUUGAUUCCAAAGUUGACACCAAACCUUUAAAAGCUGAGCAAGUAGAAGAACAUGGGAGUGACGAGAAGAAUGGGAAAGUGAAAGUCAGGGAUAGAGGUGCAUUUCAGGAAAAGCCUAACCAGCCAGGUGGACAUAUUGAAGAUGGGAAGGAAAAGAUCCACUGGCCUGUGAAUGCAGGUAAAGUUCAAGGAAGAAAUUUUAUUGACAGAGCACAAGAGCUUGAUGAAAAGAAAAUUGAGGAAGAUGCAAUGAAAAGUCAGAGAAAAGAGAAGGUUUUAGAUGAAAACAUUGACCUUCAGCAUGUGGACCCAAAUGCACCACCAAAACACAAGGAAAAGAAUCCAAGCCAGAAGGAUGGUGAGCCAUACAAAGAUUUGAAACUUGAUGGAGGUGGUGACCUUCGUAGAAGGAAGAGAGACUUAAGGUCAAGUAUGGAAGAAAGCUAUCAAGAUGACAGUGGUAAAUUGAUCAUCAGCCUUGAUCCAGUGCCAAACUUUAAAACUGAUAAUCUCCGAAGUGCACUGGAGAGCCAACUGAAACAGGUAGCAGGAGCAUCAUUCCAGAUAGUUCAGAGCCGAAAGAUAAAGCAAGUGACAGAUACAGAAAAAGAUACGUGAUUCAACUAAUCUGUUUUCCAACCCAUCACAUUUCUAGAGGAAGCCUAUUUUGAAGUUUGAAUAACAUGUCUCCUGGAUGGUAUCAAGCUACCUUGGUGUCCUAUAUGCAUCUUAUACAGUGUCAUGUCUGCAUUGCAUUGUGUGAACAAAGCCCACUUAAAGCAGAUGAAUUCAAUGGGACUUCAAGAAGAAUUCUGAAAUAACAGGCCAGAAGAAUUCAGAGAAAAGCAAAUAGUUAUCAGAAUUUAGUUACCUGCUGAAAUAAUGAAUAUUCUACAAGGAGAUUAACCAAUAACUCUACCUGCGUAGCUCAGUAUACUACUUGUACUGAAAAGCUGAUUACCAUAAGGCAUUGCACAUCCAGGAAAUUCUAAAGGAAGUGACUGUGAAUUACAGGAAACUUCAGUUCCUGUCAUUCUGUGCAUCUGCAACCAGAAGCAACCAAGAAUGAAUGAAAAUGACUUUGCUAUUGGAACUCUGACAGUUAGAUGUACCGUUGAUUGUAUGAAAGUCUGUUUCAAACAUUGGAAAUGCCAUUACUAGUGUCUUCUUUUUCCUCUCAGGGCAACAAGCUGUUUCAUUGUAAACAGUAGGCUUUUUGUUGUAUGGAUUUCUAAAUGGUUGUUCAUUAGGGCAGUUGAUUGUGUAUUUUAAUGUAAAGAUUUAUGCAGUUAAUGCCUAAUUUGUUUACAUGUGUGUACGAGAAACUCCUAGACCUACAUGUUAUAAUGGCUGAUUUUUUUCAAAAUUUGAUUUCAAAGAUUUCAACUUUUCCAGCUAAAACAAACCAACUCAGCACCUUUCAUAUUUUAUGCUUUAAAAUAUGGUCUGUUCUCUUAACUUUCAACAUUAAUUCUAAUUAAGCACAUUGAAUUUUACUGGAGUUGCACCUAUAGUAAUUUUGAUACUGUGAACCCUGACUAAAUUAUUCGACAAUGUAAUUUUUUGCACAUAUUCCAUCUUAGGAGGGGUUAAAGGUGCAAUAUUUAAUUGUGGCCCUUUCCGUAAUAUUUUUGUACAGCGUACUCAUAAACAAGACUGUAUAAGUCAUCUGUAAGUCCACAAAAUGGAGACUAGUUAAGAUCAGUGUACUUUUAAAUAAUCUAGAAUAAGGUCCUCUACGCAAUGUUUUUUCCCUCGUGUUCAUUUGUACAAUACAUUUUUAUGUAUUUUUUUUAUAAAGAAUUAACUUUUUUUUAAAGUUGCCCUUAUGAAUUGACCUCCCAGUUUGGCUGCCAUUUUUAAUUGUAAUUUGAAAACUUGGGUUCUCAAAUCUGACUGAUCAUGAGAUUCCACAGCUGUUCAAUGGAAAUAUGUAGCAGUUUCAGGAUCAGUGAUAAAACAUCAAGUGUCCACACCCACCCUGCAGAAAUGCAUUAAGGACAGGCGAGCAGAUACCAUUUUUUUUAGGCAAAGGCAGGGAAGUAAAUUUAUAUAAAAAUAUAUAAUAGAAUGUAUCUUAAAACAUAAUCAUAGGUCUGCUGGAGUACAUCACUGUUCAAAUAAUCCCAUGCUGCUGGUGCCAUCAAGUUAUUCCCAUUUAGAGGCUUCCCAUAGAUGUAAUUUAUUAAUAUAUUAAAAAACAAACUACAAACAUCUAAUGUUGAAAGUAACCAGUUUAUAUAAACUCUGCACACUUGUAAAUAAUAGUAUUAAAGCAUAUAGUAUGAUGCGUUCUCUGUAGGGCUAAGAAUAGGUAGUAGGUUUUCAGUUGCAGAACCGUCUUUGUUAGAAUGUCAAUUUUAUUUAUGAAAAUUGAUCAGGUCAGAGGACCAGGUUAUUGUAAAUAUCCAAAUUAAUGUGGCCUAAACAUAGUCACUAUUUGUGCAAACAUUUUUAGGCCAUUGACAUUUUCCAAUGACUCAACUUUCUAGCACAUCACCAAAUCAAAAACAUAACCAUUAGCUGAAUUUUUCUUGAAAAAUAUUUACGUCCUAUUCAUAUUUAAAUGUUAUCAUAGCUGGUAUCUGGUCACUACCGGUGCUCUAAGGGAUCAAAGGUUAAAAUUGUCCAUGUACCAAUUAUUGUUGUUAUCUCUGUGUCUCAUUUUAAAUGUACUUUAAGUUGAUGCAUGUGUUUUUCGGUAUUUAUCUUGCAGCAAUGUUACAAAACUGUAGGGCAUCUGUUAUUAUCAUCAGACAGUUUUCUUUUACAUGAAAUUAUAUUCUGCACCAUCUCAACAAAGAGGAUGAGUCUGCACCUAGACCCUGGCUAAUGCUGCUAAAGCUACCUGAUGGGAGAUGAGCUGUAUUUGUUGCCUUAGCCUUUGGAGUCCCUUGUGUCCUGUAAAUAAGUGCCUGAGUUCCACUUGAUGCCUUCUCUCGAGGUCCAGCCAAGUUUUGUGAGCCCAUCAUAUGGGGAGUGUAAACUAUACUUCUAACUGCAGGUUUCAAUAAGUACUGAAAUCUAAUUCCCAAAUGGUUCCUGGUAUCAGUGAUUGAAAUGUCUGAUUAUUUAUCACUUUUUCUAUGCUUUUUGCUGUUAAAAUGUUUUAUUGCCUUCAAAAUGCUGUAUUGGGUUAAAGAAUAAUGAACACAUUGAUGAGGUCAAAAGUUAAAGGUCAGAACUUAGUCAAACUUCCAGUUUGUUGCCUCACCUGAAUUUGGUAAAGUUUAGAUAGUGUGUUUUUCCCAAUCCUCUUAAAAGAUGCUUACAUUUUCAUCCAACCAUGCUUUUUUUAGAAUUGCUUAUAAUUUGCUGUACUAUAUAUUAAAAAUUUUCUCCGAAUGCUUGCAGUUAGGUCUUGUGUGAAAUCGCGGUAUCUGAAGCUGUAUUCCUCAGUCAAGCUGAUUCAUCCUAAGUUAAAUUUUCCUUCAACGAGUCAUCCAUCAGGUUUGAAAUAAGGGGUGAAUGUAGUUAAGUCCAAGAACCUACAAAAUGAAACUAGAUGAUGGUGAAGGUGGGCUAAGCCAUUGGCAGUUUAAGCUGGGGAAACAUUACUGAUGAGCUCAAUCUAAAAUAACAUUCCAAAUGAGUAUUAGCUACAGAUGGAAAAUGAAAUGGAACAUAUCUUGCAGAUGCACUCUGUAUUCUGUCGUCCUAUUAUAAACGGUUGGUUUAACAAUAAAGUGCAAUUAAUAAAAA